Messenger RNA from Electrophorus electricus (electric eel), 3759 nucleotides. It is a transcript of the gene ccdc66, whose product is annotated as coiled-coil domain containing 66. Gene Ontology annotation, molecular function: microtubule binding. Lineage: Eukaryota; Metazoa; Chordata; Actinopteri; Gymnotiformes; Gymnotidae. Gene Ontology annotation, cellular component: microtubule; cilium. The record is from RefSeq and is a predicted model, not a curated record. Gene Ontology annotation, biological process: cilium assembly.
GUAACCGAAGUAGCUGGCUAGCUACACACUAUCGUCUUGUAAAUUUGAUAGCUGCCUAACCCUAGCUAAGAAAUUACUGUUGUUCAUUUCGGGAAGUUCAAUGUCUGGAUAAUUUAAUAAUGAAUCUUGGUGAUGGUCUGAUGUUUGAACUUGAGAAUGGGAAGCCCAAGCUUGUGUUAGCCAGCUAUGGUCAGUCAAAGGCAUCCAGUAAGAUAGGAUUUUGUCAGUUCCCUUAUAGGAGCAGAACACAGCAGAAAGCCACAGUCAUCUCAAAACAGUAUCCUAAAGAAUCCGAAAGGCCCCAGCGAGAGAGGAAGUGCACAGGACCCGCAGGUGGGAGUCAUGCUGAGCAGGGGAUGGCGCAUGGUCGCAGAAAGACCAAAGAUAGGAGCAACACGGAUCGCGGUCACAUCAUGGGGGUGGUCAGAGUGCACUCAGAGAGCAAAACAAAGACCACUGAUGAAUCCUCAAAAGUGACAGAGAAGACUGUAAAGGAGAGCUUGGUGUGCUUAACGCAAGACCAGCUUCAGCAGAUUCUCAACACCAUCCAAGCCUCAGGGCAAAAUGUCCAAGAUGACUCCAACACCCACAUUCAGAAUGGAGGACCUGCAGUUGGUACAAAGGAAGAAUGUAUUGUAAGCAAAGCAAUGACUAGUGGAAAUGCUGAGCUUCUGUUGGACAGGGACGCUCUCAGGCAGCAGAGCUCACCAGGAAAGGGAGACUUGAAAAACCCAUUAGAUUCCAGCCCAUCAGGACUAUUCAGCACUUUUGGACAAAGGGAACGAGAGAGAGAAGCACUGGAGGCAAAAAGGGCACAAUGGAAGAGAGAAUUGGAUGAACAGAUGGUACUUAAACAGCAGCAGAAAGCAAACACAGAGGUUCCGCCUCAAGGUGAGCCAUGCUGUGGGUCUUGUGCUGGAACCAGCUCAAGUGACCAGCUGCUACAAGUCCAAGAGGACAUGAUGAGAACAGCCACAGAGAACACAAGCAGCAAACCUCCACAGCCAAACUACAACCUGCGGGCUCUUCCAGCUGCUAUCCGUUCAGCCUUUGUACUGGGGGAGGCUACUCCGUUGGAGCAUGCUUUCAGUGAAGAGAAGAAGGAGGAGCAGAGGCGCUGGCUGGAGAAGCUGGAGCAGCAGAGAGAGGAGGCCAGGCUUCGUAAGAAGCUAGAGAAACAGAUCCAAAGCCAGGCCGAGGACCAUGAGCGCUGGGCCAUGCACUUUGACUCCUUCCAGAGGGGCGUCCAUCUUCAGCCUCUCCCCGUUCCAGCCCCUGAGAGAGGAGAGCCAGAUGUGAGCAGUUCCCUUUCCCAUCACCGAUCCCACUCGGGAGCACUGUCCACAGCCUGGGAGGCCAUGAGUGCCUUUGGAGGGGACAGUAUAGGAAGAGCCAGUGUGGACACCACUCAGGUUUUUCAGCCAAAGUCCAGCUAUCUGCGCACCAUGACUGCACUGCUAGAUCCAGCACAAAUUGAGGAGAGGGAGAGAAAGCGUCUCAAACAGCUAGAACAUCAGCGGGCUAUUGAUGCUCAGGUGGAGGAGAGGAGGCGACAGAAGGAGAAAGAGGAGGCAUCACGACAAGCCCUGGAACAGGAGGAGGAGAGGAGGGUGGCUAGAGAGAGGGACCUACUCCAGCAGGAGUACCUGAAGGACACACAAUGGCAGAGACAAAAGGAGGAGUUACAUACACGCAAAACAGAGGAGCUGUACCUGAGUGUUCAGAAGGCCCAGGAGGAAGCACAGAAAGACAAACAUCUACAGCGUAUUAGGGAGCUGGCUAGAAAAGGACAUGAUGUUUCCAAUCUACUUCGAAGCUUGGAAUGUGAAUCUUCCUCACAAGUGAGUUUGGCCAUGUCUGAAACUACAGCAGAAAGAGUACAGACGCCCACAACGGCAAGAAAAGACACAGCCGUUCAGACAGAAAUCAAUGCAACAGGCCCACCUGAGACUGAAGUCAUCAACUAUAACAAUGGCAACAUGGAAACUAAAGCCAUUGCAGCUCAAUACCAACUUUCCCCCAACAUCAACGGAUCCAGAUGUGAGGGCAGACUCACUGGAAAGAACAUUGGAAAGGAGAACAUGCACUUGGCACCUGAAGCAGACCCUUAUACGGCCUAUGCUAGGACAGACAGACCCCGUGGGCAGCAGGUGGGGAGGAAACCAGAGUGGAACACCCAAAGGCCAAGUAAGGCAUUCGUGCCAGCGUCCGAGCGAUACCCUGCUGCCCUGCAGCGCCACAGGCAGGAGAGCCGUUUGCGCAGGCAGAUGGAGCUCAUGACGUUAGUGGAGAAGAAUGCGUUUCCCCAAACAGCCCAGCACGAUACUUCCCCCCCAGCUUCUGGGCACCCAUCUCACCUUCAAAGGCAUGCAAGCUUACAUCAUCAAAAAGUUGAGGAUGUACAAAAAAUACCACCCACCACUGUCACUCAAAGCAGAGGGCACUCUCCACCUGUCCCUGCCCUGAGGCAUCGACCGCAGAAUAAACCCUCUCCAACCCAAAAAGAAGAGGCUACAGAAUCCAAAUGGCCUCCAUCUUCUGACUACAUCCCCUAUGUACGCACAGAUGAGGUGUACCACCUGGAUCCCCUUGCCCCAAUCUCCAGACCCAGCACCCAUGAGAUCCCACAGAAGACACAUGAAGAUGCAAACAAUAGCAGACACCACACUCCCCUUGCGCGGCGGGAUACUCUCUUGAACCCUGAGCUGCUGAAGAGCACAGAGAGGCAGCAGGCUAUUCUCAAGGGGCUGUCUGAACUCAGACAGGGCUUGCUGCUGAAACGGAGAGAACUAGAAACUGGCUUCAAUCCUUUACUUCAGGGGCAAACCAAAAACCUCUCACCCCUUUUCCACCCACUGUGAGAGCCCAUCUCCACAAAGAACGUUCUUCAUUCAGCAGAGCCAUCCAAGAAUGGGAAAGUUUUUCUUUUUUACAACAGGCACUAAAAUUUUAAAAGGAGCUCAAUUUUUAAUGAGCUGUCCCUGCACUUAAGAUAUGCACUUUUAAUUACCUUCGUUGUUUUUAAACAAUAUUGUACAUAUUGUGAAUUUGUAUUGCUCCUGGCAUUAAUGUAUUGAAUGUAGACUAAAGUUGUAAUUAGGAUGGUAAAGGUAUUAUUUAUUGGGGUAAUCUUGACUAAGUUCACUUGAACUGAAUUUAUAAUUGGACUGUGACGUGUGUUAUUUACAUCACUUGCAACUGGUAUCUUGAUUUAAUAUUAAAGUAUUUUUGAAAAAUAUUUAUGCACGUUUGGAACAUUAAAAACAGCAUCUUUUACUUGCUUAGUUAAAGCUGUCAGUAUGUUUUCCUAGUACUCCAUAAUAGUUUUAACUUGAGCAUGAAUGGCUAAAAUGUCACCACUGGUGCUAGAGUUUAUUAAAAGAGCAUUCUGGAACUUGAUAAUGAAAUGCAUUAAACAUCCCUGCCAAUUGUAGCUGUUCCAGAUUGGAAUUCAAGACCAACACAAACUAUGCAGUAUCAAUGUUAAAUAUUUCAACAAGUAAAGAAAAUUAUUCCUAGUCAGAGACAGACAGAAGUUAUGGUGGUUUCAUUGCACUUGUUUUACAACUUUAUCCUAAAAAAAUAUAUAUAUAAUAAAAUCAGGGGCUUAUCUUUUGCCUGUAGUGUUUUCCAAAAUGAAAAGGUAAACCAGACAAUUUUACUAACAAAAUUUUCAAAUACAAAGAGUGGUCUAUACAAAAUGUUAAAUGAUACAGGGUUGUGUAUAACAGUACUGACUGGAGUAUUCCCCCCCCCCCC